AUGUUAAAUAAAACUUUAAAGGGAUAAUAUUGUGUUAGGCCUAGGCCUUGUAUCAUGAGAGUGAAGAUGACCGAAUCUCCAAGAUCUAAAGCUGACCAGUCAACGUUCCGAGCUAAUGGUGAAAACUGGCGCCAUGUUUCUCAGACUGGUAAAGAACAGAUUGAUAUUAUACUACAUGGUGCCAGUUCCUUACCCUCAGUCCAGAAAGGGAGACCACCUCAUCCAUAUGCUUCAAUCAAAACUAAGUCUACCUAUAAUAAAAAUGAUGCUACUACAAUCAAAACCCAUUCUACAGCUCGUCCAACAGCUGCACCAUCUUGGGAAGAAAUGUUGUCAGUAGAAAUUGAUGAACAGAAAUCAAACAGUGAAGCUUUAGUGAUGACUGUGGGGGAUUCAGCUAGUAAAAGUCGUUUAGUUAAUUAUGAAUUACCAAUUAAUCAUCUUCAACCCUUUCAUCAAUACCAUCUAGAACUGGUCACUCCACAUAAAGAGAAGACUGAUGGAGUAAGAAUGUAUGCUAGUAUUAUGAGAAAAUUAAAUAAAUUACCAUUACAUCAAUCAUCACCUAAUUAUCUUGGUUUAGAGGCUCAUCUACAGUCAGUGAAAUACCCAAUUAUAAACCCAAUGGGACCGUUGAUAGCAGUAGCUAGAAUAGUACCUGAUUAUUAUAAUUAUAGAUCCGAUAAUCUGCUGCCCCACCCUAGAACAGCUGGUGUUAAUAUGACUAGUGUCACAUUCCCUCAACCUCAUCCUUCUUCAUUUAAAGUUCCUGAAAAAUCUUCACAAGGCUAUCCUCAGAUAAGUUUACCUGGUCGUCCUGAUGAACAGCCAACCUGGAAUCAUCCCUAUUUAUUUUCUGAAGAGAAAGAUAAAGCUACAUUAUUUACUCCUAGUGCAGCUCUAGUAAUAGAAUAUUAUGUUGCUAAUAAAGCAAUGAAUGACCAGUUUUGGAGAAUGGAGAGUCCUGUAGGAUUUUCAUCAUUAUUAUUAGAUCAUAGUAUGUAUACACAGUUAAUACAAGAUGAGGCUAGAAUGGGACUACGUAUUGAAGGUCUUCCUAUACAGAUGAAAGAUGGAGAGAUGCCACCAUAUGAUGCUAUGGAUUCUAUCUUACCAGAAUAUGAGUAUAUAUAUAAAGAUGAUGGACAGGGACCAGUUAUAACAUCUACAGAGAAAACUACCAAUCUACAUGUUGUUCAGACUAAUGAUCAGUUACCUAGUGUGUCGAGUAAAAUUUACCACUACUCUGAUCCAGAUUAUACCAAUGUUAUAGAAAGACAAGAUCAAGAAUUAACUAAUUAUAGAUCUCAGUUACGAAGAAUGGGAGAUGAUAUUGUAGAGUUACGUACAACAUUAGGCAAUUAUGAAACGGUACAGAGUAAUAAUCGACGUGAUGAUACCACCAAGUUAUUAAUAGAUGCUAGAGAAAUGGAUGGUUUACCUAAAGCAGAUAUCAUGACUAGAUAUGCUCAAUUAAAACAGAAGUUAGCUUUUACCUAUACAGAGUUAAAAUCUUAUAAAGAUAAAGUUCAAAGAUUACAAAAUGAACUCAUUAAGAAAAAUGAUCAACAAAAGGAUUUCUUAAAAUUACAUCAUGCACAUACCGGCCAACAAGAGUUAUUACAGAAAUUACAAUCUAAAGCUCAGCUUAUCAAGAAAUUAGAAGAUACAAUCAGAAAACAAGAACGUGUUAUAGAUAAAUUAGAGAGAGCAUUAGAUAGAAAAUAUGGUCAUGGUAAAACACCUAUACCAAGUAACAAUGCUGGUGAAAUUAAUUCUACAUUAAGUGCUGAAAAUAGACACCUUCGACAACAAAUAGAAGAUCUCAAGGAACAACUGAGACUAGGAGGUAAAAGUAAUAAUGAUGAUUUAGAAAAAUUAGAAUUAUAUCAGGCAUUAGAAAGAGCAGAGGGCAGAAUAAUGUCUUUAGAACGUCAGUUGACAGAGAAUGCUAGAUAUUGGGGUAAAGAGAAAGCUGAUCUAUCUAUUAGAGCUAAUGAAAUAGAGAGAGGUUUUAGACAUGGAGCUGGUAUGAUAUUACAUGACUACCCUGUACUUGAAGAGAUAUGUUCUCGACCAAUUAGAAAGACAUGCUUGGACCCAAUACACUGAACAUUAUACUAUCAGAUUAGAAAUAUCAAGUCUCCAGCAUUCUAAAUCUUAGUACUUCUACCAUGUGCUCUGUGAUAACCAUUAUUUAUUUUCUAUUUGUUAAUGUUGUUUUGUUAAUGAAAGCUGUCUGUGAUAAAUGUGAAUGCAAUGUACAAAACACAUACAUGAAGCACAAGUACACAGAUCAUACUGGAAUAGGGUAGAAGGGGUAUAUUUAGUAAGAUUAUUCACUGCCUAUCGUGUGAAUUUAGUUGAAAUUUUUUGGUUAUUAAAAUAGAAGUAUGGGGAGUGGAAUCAGACAUUUAAAUCUUGCUCCUCCAAUGUCAUCUUUUUAGCAACAAAAUUUCCAAACUUUAGUAUAGUCAUUUUGAUAAUGUUAGUCAAACUGUACAUAUUGUAUGUUUUACCUUGCUUGUAUUAUAAAACAAAUAAAGUACCUGUGUAAGUUAUAUGUCAAGAAGCAGUAAAUGCGGACUUCUAAAUAUAUAUACAAAUAUACAAAAUACUUUGAAGUGGAAUCACAAGUAGCCUACAACAGUGCAUUGGGACCAUAAUUUCACGAUUAAAAAUAAUUAUGUUUAGUAAAGUGUUCACUCAGCAACAAUAUGUAUCAUUUGGGAGUCAUAUUUUUUUACACUGCUCCAUUUGAAAAUGUCACACAGAGGUUAAAAAGUUCAGGAUAUAUAUCCACCCUGCUGUGUCAUCUGGAUUCAAACAAUCAGUUCAAAGGUAUACAAAACUUGUUACAUUCAGAAAGUGUAAGUUAUAUAAUUUGGUGCACAAUAUAUUUAUCUAAAGCUAUGUAUAAUAAAAUUCCUGUAUAAAUGUAUAUAUACACAAUAAAGUCUCAAAAUAU
Messenger RNA from Lottia gigantea (owl limpet), 2968 nucleotides. RefSeq lists its product as hypothetical. The transcript is spliced from 17 exons. The coding region runs from base 55 to 2112 and encodes 685 amino acids. The record is from RefSeq and is a predicted model, not a curated record. Lineage: Eukaryota; Metazoa; Mollusca; Gastropoda; Lottiidae. Gene Ontology annotation, cellular component: peroxisome.